Penicillium cosmopolitanum is the source of this 2112-nucleotide messenger RNA. RefSeq lists its product as uncharacterized. The coding region runs from base 1 to 2112 and encodes 703 amino acids. The record is from RefSeq and is a predicted model, not a curated record. Lineage: Eukaryota; Fungi; Ascomycota; Eurotiomycetes; Eurotiales; Aspergillaceae. The transcript has a single exon.
AUGCCGAAACAGAAGCUUUCGCUGGUGUCUCGCAAUGACGAACUUGAACACCAGAUCGGUGAUGAUACCGCAGAAAAUGUCAAGCAAUCAUUGAAAGAAUGGGUCCUUGAGGCCUGGAAAUUCACUUUGACCAGUGGUACCUUUGUGGCUACACUGAUUCUUCUGAUCAAUGCUAUCACUCUGAUUGUCAUUUCCGCCAAGUACCCAUUGAUUGAUGGAAAGGUGACAUUUUUCACUGGAAGCUGUCAGACCACGAGCACAGUGAACACUGUUGCACAUGUGGUCAUAAACGUUUUGAGCACAAUAUUAUUCGCCUAUAGCAACUUCGGCAUCCAGUGUUUGAGCUCGCCUUCGCGCAAAGAGAUCCAAGUAGCCCAUGACCGAAAGAAAUGGCUCAGUAUUGGAACUCCCAACAUCCGAAACCUCUUCUUCAUUUCCCGAGAGAAACUAUGUAUUAUACUGCUUCUCAUCGUCAGCUCGUUUCCAUUGCAUACAUUUUGGAACGCGGUUGUUUUCGAAACGAUAACCACAAAUGAUUACCUUGCAGUCGUCGCUACUGAAAACUUUAUUACUGGGGCAGACUGGACUCUUCCACUGCAUGAACAUGAAUCUGAAGAAUCAAUGCACCGCGAGAUCAUUACGAAGCUCCAAAAGGCGCUGGAGAUGGAAGAACUCGAGGAACUGGAUCCUCGGUCCUGUUAUGACGCCUACAACUCUGAAACUAUCAUCAAAGACCGACGAAAUGUUCUUCUGAUUACCGAUAAAUCAUAUCAGAGAGUAAACAGCCACUCGGCAGUCCUGGCGGCACAUGAGCACCGAUUUCAGCCCGGGAUCUUAGACCCGGGAGAUUCUAUUUGGAAGGACAGUAAUCAGGCCUACAUCGACAGUUGGACCAGCGUGCCUAUCACCCAAUGCUAUUCAGAGAGGGUCGAUGAGAAGUGCAAAGUUAAUAUGAUCCCUGCAUUCUUGAUUGUUGUUAUCGUUUGCAAUAUUAUCAAAAGUGGGGCUUGUCUGCUGGCUUUGGUUAUUACUCGGGCGCAUCCUCCUUUGGUGACCACUGGUGAUGCGAUUCAGUCAUUCCUUGAAGAACCUGACAAAUUCACAAAAGGGAGAUGCCUGGCAUCCAAGAAAAGCUACGAUAAUUUUCAAUCUUGCAUCUUGCCAGGCAGAUCGCAGGUGUGGAGUUCGCGACUAUUGAAUAACGGCGGUGAUAUCUGGAAUGGUGGGCGUGCUAGUUGGCUGCGUGCUCCAAGCACCUGGCAAUAUAUUAUCAUCAUAGCUCUGUGGCUUGCUAUGCUAGGCAUUGGAGCCCUGGGCGCCACGAUAAUUGCAUUCGGAGGAUCUGGAAACAUACCCACGACUGACCUUGGAGUCUCCUGGUCCUCCUUUGCUUCUCCUAAUUCCGAAGGAUUCAAUUUACCGGGAAAAAGCCGCAUACUUGCUUUCUUCCUAGUAGUCAACCUUCCACAACUCGGGGUAUCCUACAUAUACCUUGGUCUGAAUAACAUCAUGUCCACAAUGCUGGCCAUGCACGAAUGGUGUGGUUAUUCACCCGCAUCCCAGAAACCAGCCAAGAGUCUUCGGGUGUCAUCUCCUAUUCCAAACACCGAGCAACGUGCUCCAUAUUUUCUCUCUAUUCCAUACAAAUGGGCAAUUCCUUCAUCUGUGAUCAUCACCGCGAUUCAUUGGUUUGUGUCCGAAGUCUUGAAUAUCAUUCAGAUUGACACUUACGGAAUCGGAGUUAACAAUAGCACAUCCAGCCAAAUCACCACCGCAAACUGCCUUUUUUUCGGGCUAAAGCCUUUCUAUAGCGCUCUUGGUCUUGGUUGCGGGGGUAUAAUUGUGUUCUUGUUAGUUUUCUCUUUCAUGAAAUACCCAACUGCAAUCCCGAUGGCGGGUUGCUGCAGCGCAAGUAUUGCCGCUGCCUGUCAACCAUGUAGCAUAGGCGGAGAGGACCCCGAUCCAAAUAUCGAGUUUCCUUUGGGUCUGGCUCGCCGCAAGUUGAAAUGGGUUGUCGUUAAGAAGCCCGAAGAAACUCGAUCUGGUAUCGGUCAUGCGACAUUUUCUGCCGACGAUGUGGCAACUUUAAAGGAAGGGCAGAAAUACGCUUGA